GGAUACUUGGCGAGCUAGUCUCAGCCUCAAAGCAUGCUCAUAUGGUUAGCUUUAAGAGUGGGCAUUCAUCCCUGAAAUGACACGCGGUCAUCACACCUGAAUAGACGAAAGUAUUCCGUGCUUGCUCUGAGAAUAUUUCCCGGUCAACAGCAUUGCCUCAUUUCCCCCACUUUAGAAGCCAUCCUAGUCAUCUUGUGCAUUCUUCCCCGCUUUAGCUCAGCCUUCUCUUCCCUAUAUUGACACUCAACGUAAGUGGGGUGAUCAAUGAACACCCCGCAGCUGAGAGCUCACUCAUACGAUUAUCACAUCCAUCACUUCCACAAUCAAGAUACUUGCUGUACCAUUGGUUGUUCUGCUCGAAUUUUGCACACAGUCUCCUACUCCUCCAAGAAUGGCGCUUCUCGAAUGGCUAAAUUGGCCUCGUUUCUACCAAUCUAACCUAGCUAUCCGUGACUCCGUCGUGGUGUUAGGGUUCGUCAGGUGCCCCCCAAAAUGUUCUUUAUGGCACAUAAGUUUAACGCGUUUUUGAAAGUGCCGGAGUGAUUGGCUUAACAACAGCUCUCCGUCUAGCGAAAAACGGCUUCAAAAAUGUCACGGUCAUUGCUCGGCAUAUGCCAGAGGACAGAGAUCCGCUUUACACUAGUCCGUGGGCAGGAGCUAAUGUUGUACCGAGCCAAUCGAAAGAAGGGACGAUUCAGUCCCUAUGGGAAAAAGAGACAUUUCACGAGCUACUGCGCCUGGUGAAAUCGGAACCGGGUGCAGGCGUUUGGAUUCAGGAGAAAACUACCUACUACUUAAACCACGCUGGAUCACCUGAUCAGUUGAAGCACUGGUUUAAGGAUAUGGUCUUCGAUUAUCAAAUACUUUCCAAAGACCAGGUACCAGCAUUCGCUGACUGGGGUGUUCGGUAUGGAACAAUAGGUCUGGAUCCAAGCAUAUACCUACACUGGCUACAGUCCAAAUGCCUAGAUAAUGGAGUGAAAUUUCAAAGAAGGACUCUAAAACACAUUAAUGAGGCGUUCUACGAAAGCCCAGAUCCUGGAAGUGAACGGAGUCGACCGCGUGUGGUUGUCAACUGUAGCGGAGUUUUGGCGAGCAAACUUGGAGGUGUAAAAGAUGAUAAUAUUAUACCCAUGCGUGGUCAGCUCGUUAUUGUUGCGAAUGAGAGCAAGGGCAUGUUCUCGCUUUACGGUCUUCGUGAGGUAGAUGAAAGCAUUGGAGAGUGCAUUUACAUCAUAGAUCGACCGGCAGGUGGGGGCACCGCAAUAGGGGGAUCGUAUUAUCCAACCUGGUCCACCGAGCCAGACAUGGAACUUGCCGGGCGUCUUUUAAAGAGAGCCAUUCAAAUCUGCCCGAAUCUAGACCCGGAUGGAAAGGGUGUAGAGGCGCUGGAGAUAGUUAGGCAUCAAGUAGGUCUUCGACCUAAUCGAAAUGGAGGGGAGAGAAUUGAAAUUGAAGAAAUAAAGCUUCCAGGAGGAGAAAAUGAAGUUGGAAAGGUUGUCCAUUGCUAUGGCUGCGGGGGCGCUGGCUUCCAGCGCAGCUAUGGCAUUGCUGACAAAGCUGUGUCUUUGGUUCGUGAUUGUCUGAAUAAUUAAUGCAAGUUAAAGUACGGUGAGGCGAUUCUCUCUGUUCACAUGCCAAGACGAAGCAUGCGCAAAGAGCAC
Molecule: messenger RNA, 1664 nt
Organism: Verruconis gallopava
Lineage: Eukaryota; Fungi; Ascomycota; Dothideomycetes; Venturiales; Sympoventuriaceae
Exons: 5
Coding region: 612-1595 (327 amino acids)
Molecular function (GO): FAD binding; D-amino-acid oxidase activity
Source: RefSeq, a predicted model, not a curated record